UCAUGUUUCAGAUCAAUGGCCCAUUAAAUGCCUAUCAUGUUUUUCUGAUGUGGAAGCUUCCCACUAGCCCCUCUUCAGAACCAUCUGAAGUUAUAAUGAACAGAAGUACUGGUUCCGAGUCAAAUGGCGACAUGCUGUAUUAUACAAACCAGUCUUUACCAUCUAAUGGUUUUCUCAAUGACAUGCAACCACCAUUUGAAGAUCCCUGCAAAAAUUCCACAGCUCUUACUUUAUUCUUGCUUGCACCAUAUAGUGUGGUUAUGAUCAUAGGUCUGGCAGGAAAUAUCUGCCUUAUCUGGGUGAUUGCAAGACAGAAGGAGAAAGCAAAUGUUACGAACAUUCUUAUUGCCAAUCUAUCAUUUUCAGAUAUUAUGGUCUGUACAUUUUGUCUGCCAUUCACUGUUGUUUACACAUUGAUGGAUUACUGGGUCUUUGGGGAACUUUUAUGCAAGCUGUCUCCUUUUAUUCAAUGUGCAGCAGUAACUGCAUCGAUCCUUUCAUUAGUUCUUAUUGCUUUGGAACGACAUCAGCUGAUUAUAAAUCCUACGGGGUGGAAACCAAGUAUUCCACAAGCCUAUGUAGCUGUGGUUGUCAUUUGGAGUAUAGCAUGCUUGAUUUCCCUUCCUUUGUUGGUUUACUGUGUUUUAAACGAGUAUGAUGAAGAUCUGAAGAUGUAUUUUGCAACAGAAGCAGGGGAUGGAAAAGCAAUAUGCAUAGAAUCAUGGCCAUCAAAGAAGAAAAAGUUGAUUUAUACUACUUGGCUUCUUACAUUUCAGUAUUGUGUUCCACUGUGCCUUAUUAUAAUAUGCUACCUAAGGAUAUAUUUACGUCUAAGGAGAAGAAUGGACAUGCUCGAUCGGAGCUGUGAAGAGAACCGCAGAAUGACAAAUAGUAAGAGAAUAAAUAUUAUGUUGGCUUCACUGGUUGCUGCUUUUGCUGGUUGCUGGCUGCCUUUGAAUGUCUUCAAUGCCAUAAUAGACUGGAACCAUGAAGCAGUCAUGCACUGUCACCAUGAUUUUGUGUUUUCCUUAUGUCAUCUGGCAGCCAUGGCUUCGACAUGUGUGAACCCAAUUAUUUAUGGCUUCCUAAAUAAUAACUUCAAGAAGGAAGUGAAAUCUAUAAUUUUGCAUUGCAAAUGUGGUUCUCCUGAAGAUGAGUAUGAACAUUUUCCAUUAUCAACUAUGAACACUGACGUUUCUAAGGCCUCUUUGAGGCUAACUUGCAGAACUAACUCUGUGUAGCUUGAAGAGAUUUGUAUAAUAUUAUACAAAUGGAUAGACAAUUGGACAUUUUCAUGACAAAUAUUUAUGUAUCAUACAUAUAGAGUUUUGAUUUGAUAUACUAUAAAUAAGUAGAAAGCACUUGAAACACUGGCACAAUGUGGAUGGCAGUCUGAUACUUGUCUUGCUUAACCUGGCAGGUCAAGCAGAGCGCCUCUUUGGCCCUCUUCAAAAGGAACCUUGAUGAUUGG
Protopterus annectens (West African lungfish) is the source of this 1471-nucleotide messenger RNA. RefSeq names its product neuropeptide Y receptor type 4-2-like. Gene Ontology annotation, biological process: G protein-coupled receptor signaling pathway. Gene Ontology annotation, molecular function: neuropeptide binding; pancreatic polypeptide receptor activity. The coding region runs from base 3 to 1241 and encodes 412 amino acids. The transcript has a single exon. Lineage: Eukaryota; Metazoa; Chordata; Ceratodontiformes; Protopteridae. The record is from RefSeq and is a predicted model, not a curated record. Gene Ontology annotation, cellular component: plasma membrane; neuron projection.